Dermochelys coriacea (leatherback sea turtle) is the source of this 2101-nucleotide messenger RNA. It is a transcript of the gene DQX1, whose product is annotated as DEAQ-box RNA dependent ATPase 1. Gene Ontology annotation, cellular component: spliceosomal complex; intracellular anatomical structure. The annotation marks the transcript as partial. The transcript has 9 exons. The record is from RefSeq and is a predicted model, not a curated record. Lineage: Eukaryota; Metazoa; Chordata; Testudines; Dermochelyidae. Gene Ontology annotation, molecular function: RNA binding.
CUCGGGCUGCUGAAGGACGUGCUUCGCCAGCGCCCCGAGUUCAAGGUGGUGGUGGUGACGGUGCCAGCCCUGGAGGAGCGGCUGCGGGCCUUCUGCGGGGACCCUCCCGUGGUGCGGGUGCCAGGACCCAGCCCUCCCGGCCAGCUGGUGUACAGGGAUCCACCGGCUCGGGGCCAUGUCACGGCUGCGUGCCAGGCGGUAUUGGACAUUCACCGGCACCAGGAACCCGGCGAUGUGCUGCUCUUCCUGGCCAGUGAGCAGGAGAUCAGCGAGUGCUGCAAGGCCAUCCACACCGAGGCUGUGGCCCUGAACCCCGGGCUGGGCCCGCUACUGGCCCUACCCCUGCACCCAGGGGUGGGGCGGGCAGCCCAGAAAGUCUACGAGGUGCCAGAGCAGUGCAGCGGGCCCCAGGGCCGGCAUGUGAUCGUCACCCACUGGCUUGCAGAUUCAUCCUUCUCCCUGGGGACUGUGCGCUACGUCAUUGACACGGGUCUGGAGCUGCGCAGUGUUUACAAUCCCCGGAUCCGCGCAGAGUCCCAGGUGCUGCGGCCCAUCAGCAAGAGCCAGGCAGAGUCACGGAGGCAGCGGGCCUCAGGCAGCCCCCCAGGCACCUGCUUGCGCCUCUACUCCGAAGCCUUCUAUGAGCAGUUCCUCCCGGCCGCCCCCACCCCCCACGUGAGUGAGGCCAACCUGAGCCGUCUGGUGCUGCUGCUCAAGAGACUCGACAUCGCUGACAUGGGCCAGUGCGACUUCCUUGACCGGCCAGCCCCCGAGUCCUUGAUGCAGGCCCUGGAGGACCUGGAUUACCUGGCUGCGCUGGAUGAUGAUGGGAACCUCUCGGAGGUGGGGAUCAUCAUGUCGGAGUUCCCCCUGGACCCCCAGCUGGCCAAGGCACUCAUUGCCUCCUGCGAGUUCGACUGCGUCCACGAGAUGCUCACCAUGGCCGCCAUGCUCACGGCCUCACCCUGCUUCGUGACUCCAGUGGUGCGCUCCGAGGAGGCUGCAGCCGUGCGCCGGCGGGCCCUGCUGCACCCCGAUGGGGACCACUUCACCCUCAUCAAUGUCUUCAAUGCCUUCCAGCAGCAUGAACUGGAUGAGGGCUGGUGCCGUCAGCACGGGGUGAGCAGCUCGGGGCUGCGGCUGGCGGGCGUCGUGCGGGCCGAACUGCUGGAGGUGAUGCAGCGAAUCGAGCUGCCCGUCUCUCCCCCCGCCUUUGGCACGGAUGACAACGUGCUCAACCUCAAGAGGGCACUCAUCUCUGGCUACUUCCUCAAGGUGGCCCGGGACAUCGAUGGCUCCGGGAACUACCUGAUGCUGACACAUAAGCAUGUGGCCCACCUGCCCCCCCAGUGCUGCUACGUGGUGCGGAGGCCCCUGCCCCGCCCGCCCCCCUGGGUCCUGUACCACGAGUUCACCAUCUCGCAGGACAACUGUCUCAGCGUGGUGUCUGAGAUCCAGCCCCAGAUGCUGGUAGAGCUGGCGCCCCAAUACUACCUGAGUAACCUACCGCCCAGCGAGAGCCGCGACCUGCUCAUGGAGCUGAGGGAGAAGCUGCUUGGUGCUGCGGAGCCCCUGGGCCAGCUGGAGCCAGCGCUGGAUGGGGCAGGGGACAGGGAGGUGGAGGGCAAGGAUGUGUGUGCACUCCAGUGAGUGGGCACAAGGGGCUGGCUGGGCUCCGCUGUUGUGACAAUGGGGGGGGGGGUACAUGGAGCCCCAGGAGGGCGUGCAGAGUCCUUCCCCUGGGCCGUGCCCCCCCUCCAGUCCUCCUAUGCUGCUGUACCUGCCCCAUGCUCUGCCAUGUACUCAAGCUGGCUCCUGUGGGGCUCCCGGCCCUCCCAGCUCAUGGUGCAGGAGGGCUGCCCCCCACCUUCUCUCUGAGCCACUUCGCCCUAGCACUACUGGCUGCUCUCAGGGCCCGCUCCUCCCUGCUGGUGUGUUACCUGGGGCCUUCUCUGCUAUGGGGCACAGCCUCCCCCUGGGGUUGGAACAAACUGUCCUGCCCCACACACUCCAUGGCGUAGGGCCAGGCACCACAUAUGGGCUGGGGCGCAGGGGGCGCUGGCCCAUAGCCUGACUGUAUAAAGCUUUUCUGUGACCUUUG